This is a messenger RNA of Thlaspi arvense, 3155 nucleotides long. The record is from the annotation of a GenBank genome assembly. NCBI's taxonomy places the organism in Eukaryota, Viridiplantae, Streptophyta, Magnoliopsida, Brassicales, Brassicaceae.
AUUAAUAACCAAAAUAUUACAAAUUGACCGAUGACAACUAUAAGAAUGCGAGCCAUAUAUAAGACCAUGAGGAAAAUAAUCAACCUAAUAAUUGAAUCAAAGAUCUUUUCAUCUCCGACCACCAACAAAAUGGUGUUAGUGACAUCAGGAAAUGAGGUACCAACCAUGAGCCAAUCAAAGACGGUAUGUGUGAUAGGAGCAGGACCCUCAGGCUUAGUGUCGGCGAGAGAGCUAAAGAAAGAAGGGCAUAAGGUGGUGGUGAUGGAGCAAAACGAAGACGUAGGAGGUCAAUGGCUAUACCAACCAAACGUGGAAGAAGAAGAUCCAUUGGGAAAAUUCAAAACGCAAAAAGUACAUAGCAGUGUUUACUCAUCCUUGAGGUUGACUACUCCGAGAGAGAUAAUGGGUUUCUCUGAUUUCCCAUUCACGGCGAAGGAAGGAAGGGACACGAGAAGAUUCCCAGGGCAUGAGGAGCUUUGGUUGUAUCUUAAGGAUUUUUGUCAAGUGUUUGGGUUGAGAGAGAUGAUUAGGUUUAAUGUUAGGGUUGACUUUGUGGGGAUGGUGAAUGAUGAUAAUGAUGAUGAUGAUAGUACGAAGAGGUGGAUGGUGAAGAGUGUAGAAAAGAAGACUGGUGAGGUUAUUGAAGAAUUGUUUGAUGCUGUUGUUGUUGCCACUGGCCAUUACGCUUAUCCUAGAUUGCCUUCCAUUAAAGGAAUGGAUUAUUGGAAGAGGAAGCAACUUCAUAGCCAUGUGUACAGGGUGCCUGAUCCUUUUCGUGAUGAGGUGGUGGUGGUAGUUGGGUGCUCAACGAGUGGGCAAGACAUAUCAAUAGAGCUUACGGGAGUGGCAAAGGAAGUUCAUCUAAGUGCCAAACCACUUGACAUUCCUCGUGGCUUGUCUAAAGUAAUUUCAAAUCAUAAAAACCUCCAUCUUUGUCCCCAGAUUGAAUCUCUAGAGGAAGAGGGACGGGUCAAUUUCGUUGAUGGGUCUUGUGUUGUAGCCGACACCAUUCUUUACUGUACCGGGUAUUGGUACAAAUUCCCAUUUCUUGAGAGUAAAAGAAGAGUAGAAGUUGACGAUAAUAGAGUGGGCCCACUCUUCGAACACACGUUCUCUCCUUUUCUCUCUCCUUCUCUCUCCUUUGUCGGCAUCCCUCGAAAGCUGAUAGGGUUCCCAUUCUUUGAAUCACAAGCGAAAUGGAUCGCAAAGCUUUUGUCAGGCAAAACUUCACUUCCUCCCUCCGAUCAAAUGAUGCAAUCAAUCUCCGAUUUCUACCGAUCCAGAGAAGCCGACGGAAUCCCCAAACGCAACACUCACGACAUCGCCGAUUUCAACUAUAGCGAUAAAUACGCAGACUACAUCGGAUUUCCACAUCUGGAGGGAUGGAGAAAGGAGCUGUGUUUGUCGGCUAUACUGAAUUCCCUGGAGAACCUGGAGACCUAUCGCGAUUCUUGGGACGACGAUGAUCUCCUUCAAGAAACACUUCGAAACCCUUAUUUCACCCAACUCUCUACUCCUUAAAAGCUUUUGUACGAAUAAAUAAACUCAAAAAAAAUCUCAUCUUUCUAUAUAUAUAUCAUCCAUGCACAAAGCUAGACACAAAAAUUCCACUGAUUUAGACUAUUUAGUGAUUUUUUUUUUUUAAUAUUUACUAUGUAUGGUGUGUGAUCUCUGUUACGUGUCUCUGUAGACAAAAGAAAGCUAUUGAAGUUUUGGAGUCCUGAUGCCUCUUCUUCGCUUCGUUAUUGUUCCCCAAUCGAUUACCAUAUUUCCCAUCAAGCUGCAGUAGUAACUCGAGCGAGCAUCAUUCGCUUCAGAAGCUUCGAUUAGCCUCUCUGACUUGUUUAGACCCUGAGAGGCAUCGUUUCCUGUAUAAGUGCUUAGGCUCGAGAGGAUCUCGUUGUGGUGAUCUUCUUGUUGUUGUUGCCGCUUUCCCUGCCUGCGAGUGGUCCUCUUGCAUUUAGCGGGAACAAUGUUUGAGAAGGAUUUGUUUGUUCUCUGCUCCUUUGGCUUCAUCACCUCUGUUAAUGCCAUUGCCGAAGAUGCGAUGUUAGCAAACCAACGCAGAGUGAUACAGUCAGAGGUUUCAAUGAUAGACUCUCUAGCUGAACCUGAUAAUGACAUAUCAAGUAUGGCCUCUGCUGCUGCUGACAUUUCUUGUUCCUCUGUAACAAGAAAGUUCACUCUAGCCUUUGGUUUGGUUCUUGCAGUCUUUCUCGUAACCUUGCCUGAUUGUAUCUCUAUGUGUGGUUUAUGAAGCCUUCUUUUUCUUGGACUGGUCCAAUUACUCAGUGAAGGGUUAUCAUCCUCAUUAACACAAAAGUUCGCGUCAAGAUUUGAGCCUUUCAGGGAUUUGCUUCGGGGGAAAGUUUUCACAGUGGUGAAUUUCGCUUUCUUUCUAGGACAUGAGGAACGUUUUUGGAAGAGUGAGAUGUGUUUCGAACAUGGCAGCGCUUGAACCAUACCUCGUGAUGGCUCUGAUCCGUUUUUUCCAUGCAAUGAAGCUGAAAUCAAUUCUCGGGGUUGCUCAGAUUCUGCCAUCUUGACUUGUUCAGAUGAUAAGGGAGAUGUAUUCAGGUCAGUUCCAUUCUCUGCACAAAACAAGUGACUGAUCAAUUCUCAAUGAUCAUUGCUAGCUUUCAUUAUAUCAAGAAAAUGAUAUGUACCAAUCUUGGACCUCAAUAAACCAGCUAAAUGCUGCACAUGUUCUGGCUGGACAACAGAGUGAUCUUUAGCAAAGUUGAGAACUUGAUGGACUUCUCCAUCUUUUGAACCUUCUUCUUCUUCUUCUUCCACGAUAUCAAGAUAACCGUGAGACGGCAUUUCAAGAUUCAAGACCUUCUCCACAGACUUAUCACUCUCAUCUUCAACCUUGGCAGAUGCGUCUUGUGGUGGCAAAACGCUAGCUUAAGAUGUGGAGAUGCUUAAACUCAUCCAGUGAAUGCUUGCUCUAGGACUAGAGGCCCCGGUAUUAGGUAACAGAUGUCGAGGCCCCUCCAUUUUCAUCAUCAGCUCUUUCUGCCUUUGAUAAAGACGAUGAAGCUCGUGGAUCUGAACUGACAUGUAUCAUCAGAGAACAAUGAAACACUCAAAUGAAUCAUCUUUUUAAGAUACACUCAUAAGUAGAGAUUUGAUAGCGUGUUGCAAAGUGAUUC